AUGCCCAGCAAGUCUUCGGACGAAUUCGCAAAAUCUAUACAGCAUUUGCAAGGCCCUGGGUCAGUUCCACAUGUGGCUGGAAGGCGCCGUCUAUGCAUCAGCCAUCAACAGCUCGAAUACAAGCUGGAUACUUCCUUCGGCUGUGUGUUUGCAGAGAUUAUCGGCAACCCCGCCAUGCAUAUGUCGACAUCGGAUCCUGAACAAUAUUUAGUUGAACAAAAGGCGGGUGCGUCGGAGAUUACCCCUUUGCGUAAUGAUCCCCGUCGCUCCCACCAUAAUCCCCCGAUAGAUAUAAACACGAAUAUAGGACGGGUGAAGUUCUCCUAA
Aspergillus terreus NIH2624 is the source of this 327-nucleotide messenger RNA. RefSeq lists its product as uncharacterized. NCBI's taxonomy places the organism in Eukaryota, Fungi, Ascomycota, Eurotiomycetes, Eurotiales, Aspergillaceae. Bases 1 to 327 code for a protein of 108 amino acids. The transcript is spliced from 2 exons. The record is from RefSeq and is a predicted model, not a curated record.